AUGGGUGCUUUCUUCACUGGAUGGGAGUUGUGGGAGGAAAUGAGCUUUGUCUUGGCAUGCUCCAUCGUGUUAGUCUUCGCCUUUGGGCUGGUGCGACUAUGGUGGACGAACCGCAAAAUUGCAAGGCUCGAAUUGAUAGACGAAGAACGGCGCGUGCGAUUGGCAGAGAUGCGGUAUUGCGGUAUCAACGCUCGCGGCAUCACGGAUAUUCCCUUUGGGGUGCGCGCAAUACAAAGUGGUGUUGAAGUCGAGGGCAUCUGGAUAUCACGGCCUAACACUCCUGGUUCCAGUCAUGCCGCCUCUUCGCCCACUCUGAUUGGCGACCCUACAGGCUUAAAAGCAAAAUUAAAGGAAAAGGGGAAAGGAAAGGCUCGAUAUACGUCAGUGGAAGUUACCGAGACGAACUCAUCAUCGUCACCACCUCAGACGACACCUACGUCGGGUUCUUCAACACCUCCGCAGGCUGACGAUAGCGACAUAAAUGAUGUACGACAGCGUCGAUUCCAGCAACCAGUGAAUUCCAAUACGCCUGAGGGGUCACUCGAUGCUCAGCGACGAAAUAUUGCCCGCCAAAUGGCUUCUCGCAGCUCUUCUGCCAACCGCAACAGCAUGGCCUCGUCAUCCAUGGGCGAGUUUGUGAUUCCCCACUCGAGAAACUCAUAUGCCAGUUCAAAGCCAAUCCUUCAGGGAUCCACAGAAUACUACUCUGACAUAUCCAGAACCGGGACAAACGAAUUCUACGACGCCCCUCCGUCCGUACCUUGGGAUCAAGGAUAUAGCAGCUCUGAUGCAGAGAGCUUAGAGGUGGCCAGCCAACGAGCACAGCCAGGCCCUUCUAGGCUACAGAAGAAAUCGCAUUUCUAUAGACCAGUACGAAAUUAA
Messenger RNA from Trichoderma asperellum CBS 433.97, 882 nucleotides. RefSeq lists its product as uncharacterized. The record is from RefSeq and is a predicted model, not a curated record. Lineage: Eukaryota; Fungi; Ascomycota; Sordariomycetes; Hypocreales; Hypocreaceae.